This is a messenger RNA of Megalopta genalis, 1251 nucleotides long. Its product is annotated as isochorismatase domain-containing protein 2. The record is from RefSeq and is a predicted model, not a curated record. NCBI's taxonomy places the organism in Eukaryota, Metazoa, Arthropoda, Insecta, Hymenoptera, Halictidae.
CAGAAAGCCGAAAGCGGCAUACAAUAGAAUCCUUUCUAGUACCUUCGUCCACGUGGAAACCAGUUUCUCUCGAUCUUGCCGAUGAUACGACUAUCCUCUGCCGUACCGGUCCCGGUUUUUUGGGGUGUUUUCAUGAGCUGGGGCGACUCCUGGCCGGCUAAGGGUGGUCUCUCAUGGCCUAAAUAAACAAACAAUUAUUGCGUACCAUUCCACGGUCAAUUAUAUCGCUCGUCGCCGAGUGGGGACGUUGCAAAAUCGAUUAAGUGUAACACAUAUCUAAAGUUAGUCGAGCCACGACUGACCGUGAACUUUGAGUAUCGCAGAAAUAUAUCACGUGCGUCACACAGCGGGAACCAGUUAGCUGCUAGGGUGGAAAUUCGUGGCCAUUGCGCCGGUGACCUCGUCGACCGUGGUCCAGGUUCCUGGAAGAGGAUCCAUCGACGUUGAUUUUUCGUGUUCCAAGGGCGUUCCGACGGUAAUAAUGGCAAUGAACGCUGCCAGGGCGGUUCUCAAACAGAGGCAGACCGCGUUGUUGAUCUGCGAUGUCCAGGAGAAGUUCGCCAAGGUGAUGUUCGAUUUCGACAAGAUCACGGUGAACUCGACGAAACUGAUAAACGCGUUGAAGCUCCUGGAGAUACCGGUGCUGGUGUCCGAGCAGAAUCCCAAGGCACUGGGCAAGACCAUCCCCGAAUUCGACAUUUCCGGUGCCAAAGGGCCAUUUGCGAAGACGAAUUUUAGCAUGUGCACACCAGAAAUAAACAAGGAACUAAAUACACUGUGUUGUGGAAAUAAGCCAGAAGCAAUUAUCCUGAUAGGUUUGGAAACCCAUGUGUGCAUAGAGAACACAGCGAUAGACUUGAGACAGAGUGGAUUCGAGGUCCACACUGUAGCAGACUGUUGCACUUCGCGUACCCAAGAGGACAGAAUAUUGGCUUUGGAGAGGAUGAGAGGAAUUGGAUGCCACAUAACUACCUCAGAGAAUGUGAUCUUCAAGCUACUGGGAGGUGCGGAUCACAAGGAGUUCAAAAAUAUACAAAAGCUGGUGAAACAACCAACAUUGCCCACAGGACUUGUGCCCAAAUUGUGAACUGCUAAUAGUAAAUAUUUUAUUGUGUCAUAAUGUCAUAAUCAGCCCUCGAGGCCCAUAAGCUCAAUAUUUUUAUAGUAUCUGUACAAUAAUUAAGUAUUGCAUUAUAAAUAUGGAUUUUUGGUACUUUUUUAUUAUUAAAAUAGUAAUACUCUUUAGGCAAA